AUGGUGGGUGAUGGCCCCUGCCUUAUCUCUGAUCUGGACUGGCGAGGCCAGCGGAGAUCAUUUUCAGAGAGAUAUGACCCCAGCUUGAAGACCAUGAUCCCAGUGAGACUCUAUGCAAGGCUGGCACCCAACCCUGUGGAUGACGCAGGGCUGCUCUUUGCCACAUUCUCUUAGCUCACGCCAGUGAUGGUGAGAGGCUACAAGCACACGCUGACUGUGGACACACUGCCCCCACUGUCACCGUAUGACUCAUUCGACACCAAUGCCAAAAGAUUUUGAAUCCUUUGGGAUGAAGAGGUAGAAAGGAUGGGUCCCGAGAAAGCCUCUCUGGGCCGGGUGGUCUGGAAAUUCCAGAGGACGCAUGUUUUGAUGGAUAUCGUGGCCAAUAUCCUGUGCGUGAUCACGGCAGCCAUAGGGCCGAUGAUUCUCAUUCACCAAAUCCUCCAGCAGACUGAGAGCAUCUCCAGGAAGGUCUGGGUUGGCGUCAGCCUGUGCACAGCCCUUUUCACCACGGAGUUUACCAAAGUUCUCUUUUGGGCCCUUGCCUGGGCCAUAAAUUACUGCACGGAGAUCCGGUCGAAGGUGACCAUCUCCACCCUGGUUUUCGAAAACCUGGUGUCAUUCAAGAGGCUGACACACAUCUCUGUUGGUGAGGUGCUCAAUAUACUAUCAAGUGAUAGUUAUUCUUUGUUUGAAGCUGCCUUGUUUUGCCCCUUGCCAGCCACCAUCCUUAUCCUAAUGGCUGUCUGUGUAGUGUACUCCUUUUUCAUUCUGGGGCCCACAGCUCUCAUCGGGAUAUCUGUGUAUGUGCUAUUCAUCCCCAUCCAUAUAUUUAUGGCUAAGCUCAAUUCAGCUUUUCGAUGAUCAGCAAUUUCAGUGACAGAUGAGCGAGUUCAGAUAAUGAAUGAGUUUCUGACCUGCAUCAAGCUGAUUAAAAUGUACACCUGGGAGAAAUCUUUUACGAAUGCCAUCCAAGAUAUAAGGAAGAGGGAAAGGAGAUUACUGGAAAAAGCUGGAUUUGUCCAAAGUGGAAACUCAGUGCUGGCCCCCAUUGCAUCCACCAUAGCCAUUGUACUGACAUUUACCUGCCACAUCCUCCUGAGAUGAAAGCUCACUGCCCCAGUGGCAUUUAGUGUGAUUGCCAUGUUUAAUGUAAUGAAGUUUUCAAUUGCAAUCUUACCUUUCUCGGUCAAAGCAGCAGCUGAAGCCAAUGUCUCUCUAAGGAGAAUGAAGAAAAUUCUCAUAGCUAAAAGCCCCUCAUCUUACAUCACCCAACCAGAAGACCCAGAUACAGUCUUUCUUUUAGCAAAUGCCACCUUGACAUGGGAGCAAGAAACCAGGGGGAAAAGUGACCUAAAGAAAGUGCAGAACCAGAAGAAGCAUCUUCUUAAGAAACAGAGGCCAGAGGCAUACAGUUUGAGUCCAUCAGGUCAGGGAGUCACCAGCGCCCAGGAGCAACGUGGCAGCCCCAAAUCGAUUCUGCACAAUAUAAGCUUUGUGGUGAGAAAGGGGAAGGUCGUGGGCACCUGUGGGAAUAUUGGAAGUGGAAAGACUUCCCUCCCUGCAGCUCUCCUAGGACAGAUGCAAUUACAACAAGGGAUCGUGGACGUCAAUGGGACUCUGGCCUGCGUUUCCCAGCAAGCAUGGAUCUUUCAGGGAAAUGUGAGAGAAAACAUAUUAUUUGGAGAGAAGUAUGAUCACCAAAGGUAA
This is a messenger RNA of Mesoplodon densirostris (Blainville's beaked whale), 1710 nucleotides long. Its product is annotated as ATP-binding cassette sub-family C member 12-like. Lineage: Eukaryota; Metazoa; Chordata; Mammalia; Artiodactyla; Ziphiidae. The record is from RefSeq and is a predicted model, not a curated record. Gene Ontology annotation, cellular component: membrane. Gene Ontology annotation, biological process: transmembrane transport. Gene Ontology annotation, molecular function: ABC-type transporter activity; ATP binding; ATP hydrolysis activity.